Molecule: messenger RNA, 606 nt
Organism: Angiostrongylus costaricensis
Lineage: Eukaryota; Metazoa; Nematoda; Chromadorea; Rhabditida; Metastrongylidae
Source: the annotation of a GenBank genome assembly
AUGUUAUCCAACAUUCAGAGUGCUCUUGGUGAAUACUUGGAGAGUGUUAAACCCGAGAAACUUGCCAAAGUUGUAGCUGCUGCAUUGGUGAAUGUCGCAAAGCAGCAGGUAGGUCUUUCUUUCUGGUGCCGAUAUGAUGAUAGUCAUUCAAUUCGCCUACGAGAGCCUGGUGCUCAAAUUUGUAAGCGGGGAUAUCGCUCUGUUCUUCUCAUUAUUGUCAAAUGUUUUCCCUUCAGUGCAGAUGAAAUGGUAGAGCUACGACAACACAUUGCUCAGAAGGCACUUGAACGCCAUGAAAAGGUGGAAGAUGUUGCACAUAUCACCGAUGGAAAAGCGAUGAGUGAGGAUGCGCUGCGUGGAGAUUUGGAUCUAAACACAAGGCAAUGGUCUGGAUUGUUCUCUUCCAUUAUCGGAAGCCAGAGGAUUAUCUUCGACGGUGAUGUUGGUACGGAAUGGGUAGAGGAUUUGAACUUAGUAGCUGAUGAUAAUAAACUGCUUAUGUUGCCUAAUGGAGAACGUCUCCUUAUUACACCUAAGGUACGGAUCAUUUCCGAAGUUGCUGAUCUGAAGAACGUCUCUCUUGGCACAUUUUCCGGUGUGGAUUAG